This is a messenger RNA of Scaptodrosophila lebanonensis, 5370 nucleotides long. Its product is annotated as ATP-binding cassette sub-family A member 3-like. Lineage: Eukaryota; Metazoa; Arthropoda; Insecta; Diptera; Drosophilidae. Bases 55 to 5316 code for a protein of 1753 amino acids. The transcript has a single exon. Gene Ontology annotation, biological process: lipid transport; transmembrane transport. Gene Ontology annotation, cellular component: membrane; intracellular membrane-bounded organelle. The record is from RefSeq and is a predicted model, not a curated record. Gene Ontology annotation, molecular function: ATP binding; ATP hydrolysis activity; ABC-type transporter activity.
AAUUCGCAUGCCAUAAAUUGCCAACCUGGUUAAGUCACGGGAUGUAUCUUCAUUAUGAGCUCAGAAGAUCUGUCCGAAUUUGAACCCAAAGGCAUUUCGAACUGCCAGAAGUUGAAGCUACUGCUAUGGAAGAAUUGGAUACUUCAAUGGAGUGGAAAAUUGCAAAUUGUCUUGACUAUUCUUUUGGUAGUAGUACUUUUAUUGCUUAUCAUGUUACUACGCAUAUUCGUGAAACCGGAAGUCGUACCAGAGACACGUUUUCCGACUAUUACCAUAGACAAUCUGGAAGUCUACCUGAAGUCAGUGCCGAAAGGAAUAAUUUUCAUACAUGACAACGGUACAUUUAAUAUGCCUAAACAUGUACUAUGUUAUACACCAAAAAGCACUACAAAUGACGGUAUCAUCUCGGAGACUGUAAAGCUACUGAAACUAAAUGGCUCCCGGCCCUAUAAUACUUCUGAGCACCUGGAGUUCGAUGUUGUGAAACAUAAUUAUAUAGCCGGCGUUGUAUUUGAAUCUACUAAUGUUGGAAAAGACGGUGGGAAGAUUCCACAGAUUCUCAAAUAUUCGUUGCGUUUUCCCAGCGAAUUGCGCACCAACAAUCAACUAUUAACUUGGAUGACUGAUCAAGUUUUCCCUCAAAUUGACUCUGUCGGCCCGCGUAAUAGAGACAACAAUACUGGAGGCUCGCCCGUUGGAUACAUAAUGGAAGGUUUCUUACCAAUACAAAAUGCCGUGACCAUGUCCUGGUUAAAGCUAGCCACCGACUCGAAAGUUGCAUCGUUACCAAAAGUACAGCUGAGACGAUUUCCGUAUAACACCUACGACGACGACGUUCUCAUACCACUGCUAGGAGGCAUGUUGCCAUUAUGGUUAUUGUUCUGCUUUAUCUAUCCAUGCGCUAUGAUAACGAAGUAUGUGGCAACUGAGAAAGAAGCACAGCUGAAGGAGAUCAUGAAACUUCUUGACCUGCACAAUUGGAUUCACUGGUUGGCAUGGUUUAUCAAGAGCUAUGUGGUUCUUAUGGUUGUUGCGAUUAUAGUUACGUUGAUGCUUCUUCUCGGAAUUUUUGCUCCUCCUAUACUUACAUAUUCCAGUUUCUUCCCAAUGAUUUUUUUUUUCCAUUUUUACGUAGUGUCGUGCGUCUGUUUUAGUUUCAUGGUGGCCGUCUUCUUCAACAGGGCCAGUUCUGCGACCGCUAUCAUGGUCAUCUGGUGUUUUGCUUCCUUUAUUCCUUUUUCAUACGUUAAUAGUUUUUACCAUGAAAUUGGAAUUGCGCCCAAGCUAAUUACUUGUGUUGUCUUUACUAAUACUGCACUAGGACUAGGAGUUCGCACAAUUUUAGCGUUUGAAGGAAGUGGUGAAGGCCUUCGCUUUAGCAACAUGUUCAGCCGUGUCUCCGCAGAUGAUAGCUUCAGUUUAUUUUACGUGAUUGCCAUGUUAAUGUUGUCAUCUGUGAUAUACAUGAUUAUUUGCCUAUAUGUUGAGAUGAUACACCCCGGAAGAUAUGGCAUUGCACGAAAAUGGUAUUUUCCUUUCCAACGAAAUUUUUUGUACCCUCUAUUGGGAUUUUCAGCAGUUUCCCGUGAUAGCGAAAGUUCUUUUGACGAGCCUUGCUCGUGCCCCACCACUCAGUCUGAGCACGCGGUUGAGCAGGUUGGCAUUCAGAUAUGCAAUCUCCAAAAGCGCUUUGGUAAUCAUAUUGCUGUACAGUCUCUUAGUUUCAAUUUGUAUCGCGAUGAAAUAACCGUAUUGCUAGGGCACAACGGAGCUGGAAAAACAACAACCAUUCAAAUGCUUACCGGCAUUAUUCCACCAACCGCAGGCACAGCUUUUAUAAAUGGUUGCGAUAUCCGUACACAACUGGAUUGUGCUCGCAGCUCCAUGGGGAUUUGCCCGCAGCACAAUGUGCUCUUUGGUGAUAUGAGCGUGCGCAAUCAUAUAAAAUUCUUCGGUCGCCUGAAAGGCAUGGAAGGACAUGAGUUGAAGCGUGAGUUGAAAAAAUAUAUGGAGAUCAUGGAUUUGGAGAAAAAACAACGUACAGCCGCUCGAAAGCUAUCAGGUGGCAUGAAAAGAAAGCUUUCGCUCUGUUGUGCACUUUGUGGCAACACCAGAACAGUUCUGUGCGACGAGCCCAGCUCUGGACUAGACGUGGCGGCACGGCGGUAUCUAUGGGAUCUACUCCAAGCUGAAAAGAUGGGGCGUACCAUUUUGCUAACCACACACUAUAUGGAUGAAGCAGAUGCCCUGGCGGAUCGCAUCGCCAUUAUGUGCAAUGGCCAGCUACAAUGCUAUGAUACGUCGUUUAAUCUUAAAAAUACUUAUGACUCCGGCUACAGAUUAGUAUGCAUAAAGCAAGAAGGAUGCAAUGUUGAAAAAGUAACCGCAUACUUACGCAAAUAUAUAUCAAAUAUAAAGCUAGAAAACGAGGUAGGAAUGGACUUAACAUAUCGCCUGCCCGCUUCGAAAUCUGCAGUGUACGCAGAUAUGUUAAGUGGACUUGAGAGUAAAUCCAAAAAAUUGCACUUGAGUGGCUACGGUAUAAGCGCCGCUUCCUUGGAAGAUGUAUUUGAAAAGACCGGUGCGGAGAAGAGUAGGAACCCUGGUGGCCAACAGUUGGACGAAGGAGAACAUGCGACCAACAAAUCAAUACAAUUACGCUUUAGUGGUGGCAGAGAAAAUGGUAUCUUCAACGAAGACGUGUACGAAUCCAACUCACGUACCCGCUGUCGUAUGCGCUGGAGAGCUAUGCUAAGGAAAAAGGUCCUCACUACAAAACGAAGCUUAUGGAUACUUGUUAUGCAGCUUUUGUUGCCUCUUCUUUUCAUGGUGAUGACCCUGAGCAUUACAAUGAACUUAGAUCCCUUUCCAAAGCUUUUGCCUCUGGACAUAUCCUUUAAUAUAUAUCCUGACGCCUAUGUGGUGCUGGAAAAUAAAACAGGAAAGGAAACUGGUGGAAUCGCAACCGCAUAUGCUAAGCACGUCGAAGGUAAUUCUGGUAAGUUGCUAAAUACAAACGGCGCCAGCUUCGAAGAUUAUAUACUGGGUGCAGCAAAAGAGGAUCGAACAGGUGUUGAUAGGACAUACAUUGCUGGUGCGACUAUAUCAGAAAAGAACCUGACCGUCUGGUUGAACAAUAAGCCAUAUCAUACAGCGCCACUUACACUUAAUAUACUGCACAACGCUAUGGCCCGUCAUUUUUUGGGCCCAAAGGCAAGUAUACGUGUUACUAAUUAUCCCCUACCAUACAGUCAGGACACGGUUCAAAAGAGAACGCAAACAGCUGACUUCGGGGGCCUCAAUAUCGCUAUGAAUCUAACUAUGUGUAUGAGCUUCGUUAUUGCAUUUUUUGUGAUACCCGUGAUAAAGGAGCGCGAAGCACGGGCUAAACUGCUUCAGUUCCUUACCGGCGUUGAUGUCUAUUUAUAUUGGAUAUCGCAUCUACUGUGGGACUUUGCAAUUUUCGUUUUGUGUUCACUUAUUACAGUAAUCACUAUAGUUCUUUAUCAAGAGCCCGGUUACUCUACACUUUCGGAGAUAAUUCGCAAUUUGUUUUUGCUGCUGAUGUUUGGUUUUGCUGCCAUUCCUUUCGCCUAUAUGUUGGCCGGAUGGUCCAGUGAAAGUGCAGCAGGAUAUAUCCGCACCUCUCUUCUAGGUGCGAUUGGUGGACUAGUCUUGUUUUUUUUCCAUUAUUCAUUCGUUAUGGCUAACAAACAAUCAAUUGCGAAUAUAGUGGGCCCGGUUUUCCGCCUGCUUCCCCACUUUUGCCUUCUUUACGGAAUGAAUAGCCUUUAUGAAAACUACAAAGUUCGGAACAGAUGCAGCGCUCCAUAUAUCGAGAAGCUAACGAAUGGAAACCCCUGUUCCAUGAUCCCUCUUUGCUGUGAUAUUCCCGGCUAUUUUGGGUUUACAAAGCCCGGUAUAGGGACCGAAAUCAUAUAUCUCUUCCUGGAGGGCAUUUUACUGUUCCUAUUACUAUUAAUCUUAGAUUCAAAAAGGUGUACUGGAUUUCGUGAUUUCUUCAACGGUGUUUUCUCUAUUAUCUGCUGCAAUUACUCAAAUAGAGCGGAAGGCGGACAGGACUCAGCUAACAAUAACAAUGAUGUUGAUGUGGAACUUGAACGAGAAAUAAUUACUAAUAUGACAGAAGAUGAUCGAAAAAACAUGCCUCUGGUGGUCGACCGUAUCUGCAAAAAAUAUGGCGGCUUCACACCAGUUAAGGAAUUGUCGUUCUCCGUUGCGCGUUCCGAGUGUUUUGGAUUAUUGGGCGUUAAUGGUGCUGGAAAAUCGACCACUUUUAAAAUGCUCACUGGUGAUGUGAGUAUUACUAAAGGAAACGCCUAUGUAGAUGGUCUGAGCGUUAGAAAGCAAAUGCACAAGGUGUAUGAUCACAUUGGCUAUUGUCCACAAUAUGAUGCGUUGCUAGGAGAGCUAACCGGUAACGAGACUAUGCGGCUAUACUGUAUGCUUCGGGGCGUUCAUCAGCGUUACAUAAACAAUGUCUGUAAUGAUUUGGCAUCAGAAUUGGGCUUCAUUAAACAUAUUGACAAGCCAAUAAAAAACUACAGUGGAGGAAACAAGCGCAAGCUGAGUGUUGCCAUUGCACUCAUUACCGAUCCAUCGAUCCUAUAUCUAGAUGAGCCAUCGGCCGGUAUGGACCCAAGUGCUCGUCGACAAAUGUGGAAAUUGUUGGCGACGAUACGAGAUAUGGGAAAGGGUAUUGUCCUGACAUCCCACUGCAUGGAGGAAGUAGAGGCUUUAUGUACGCGAAUUGCCAUUAUGGUGGAUGGAAAUUUUAAGUGCAUUGGCUCUAUACAAUCCAUAAAAAACAAGUAUUCAAAGGGACUUGUACUUAAAAUCACAGUGGCCAGGGGGUCGCCAGCUAUGUCACGUUCGUCCCAACGUAGAUCAACAUCAAACCAACUAAGAUCACCAUCAUCCCAACGCAUGUCCACUUUAGAAGGAUCAUCAAGCCAACACAGAUCCACAUCUACCCAACGCAUGUCCGCUAUGGGUGCACGUUCUAGCAAUCGAGCAUCAACAUCAGCUGGCCAAAAAGAGUUUUCUUGCGAUAGAUGUGGGGACAAUGUAACAUUAGUCAAGAUAUUCAUAAAACAACAUUUACCCGAUUCUGUGUUACAAAAGGAGUUUCGCACUCAGCUCACUUACUUUGUACCGAAAGAGGACACAAAUUUGUCGAAGAUAUUUCACUUGAUUGAAAGCAAUCGCGCAAAAUUAAAUUUGGAAGACUACUCCAUUACGCAGACGACGUUAGAUGAAAUAUUUAUAGAGUUUGGAAAAAAAAAACAAAAAUAAAACAGUAACGUUGCUUCUUUUCCGAAUAAUUAAAUAGUGUUUUGAUUCUGAUAA